Messenger RNA from Dissoconium aciculare CBS 342.82, 318 nucleotides. RefSeq lists its product as uncharacterized. The transcript has a single exon. NCBI's taxonomy places the organism in Eukaryota, Fungi, Ascomycota, Dothideomycetes, Mycosphaerellales, Dissoconiaceae. The record is from RefSeq and is a predicted model, not a curated record. The annotation marks the transcript as partial.
CUCACGGGAGUCAUCGACUGGGCCGAGACAGAGAUUCUUCCAUUCGGCUUGAAUCUCUGGGGCCUGGAGAAUAUUCUAUGCUACAUGGACGCGCACGGCUGGCAUUACCUUGAUAGGCACACCGAAUUGAGGGCGUUGUUCUGGGACACCUUUCAUGGUGCUGUGGCCGACGACGGAACAGUGCUCCGGAAACAGGGCGCCAUUGACCUAGCAAGGCGGAUGGGCACCCUUUUCCACUACGGCUUCACCUGGACCGACAAGAUGCAGCAAGAAGUAGCCCAAGACGAUGGCUCUCGCAUGAGAUACUUGGAUGCGCUC